CCUCCCCCGCGGGCGGCGCCAUUUUCCACCCGCCCCCCCUCGCCCCCAUCGCUGCCUGAGCGUCUCCAAGGGGGGAGGCCGCGGCCCGGUGUCCCCCCUCGUUUCUCGCCUCGGUUCAGGCGGCGCGUAGAGUGGAAGGGCCGAGGUUCAGUUCCUGCCUUUCGCUUUCCUGUUUCGGACAGCCGCACACGUGGGGGGGGACCGGGCACCACCAAGCUCCUACCUUCCUUCCUUCCUCCCCGCACACCUCCAUCCAACAUCCAUCCAUCCAUCCAUCCAUCCCCGGGAUGAGCAGCACCGUGGCCAGCCCGAUGUCAGCGGCUGCUUCUUCAAGCAGUGGAAGAGGGAUGGGAAAAUCCACAAGUUUUACACCUGAGCUGCAAAGUAUGAUGUUUUCCUUGGGAGAUGCUCGCAGGCCGCUCCAUGAGUCUGCCAUCUUGGUGGAAGACAUCGUCCACACUCAGCUGAUAAAUUUGUUGCAGCAAGCAGCUGAAGUUUCUCAGCUGAGAGGAGCUCGAGUUAUCUCUGCUGAGGACCUCCUGUUCCUAAUGCGCAAAGACAAGAAGAAGCUUAGGAGGCUGCUUAAGUACAUGUUUUUUCGAGACUACAAAUCUAAAAUUGUGAAGGGCAUAGAAGAAGAUGACCUCAUCGAAGACAAGUUCAGCAGCAACAACACCAACAAACGGCAGAAGCUUGCUCAAGAUUUUCUCAACUCCAUUGACCAGACAGGAGAGCUCCUGGCCAUGUUUGAAGAUGAUGAAAUUGAUGAUGUCAAGCAAGAGCGAAUGGAGAGAGCAGAAAGACAAACACGGAUGAUGGAUUCAGUCCAGUACGCUGAAUUUUGUGAAAGUCGGCAGUUGAGUUUUUCAAAGAAAGCAUCCAAGUUUCGUGACUGGUUGGACUGUAGCAGUAUGGAGAUAAAGCCAAAUGCGGUUGCAAUGGAGAUAUUGGCCUAUUUAGCAUAUGAGACUGUGGCACAGUUGGUGGACUUGGCCCUUUUGGUUAAACAAGACAUGACUCCUAAGGCCGGUGACCCAUUCAGUCAUGCCAUAUCUGCCACCUUCAUACAGUAUCACAACUCUACUGAGCCACAUCUCUUAGGGCAGGCUGCAGGUGUGAAGACUGGCCUUGAGUCUCCUGAAAACACACCACCCCCUACACCCACCCCACCAGCUCCUGCGGGGCAGCAGCAUCUUGGGAAAACACCGUCAGGAGCGCUGGGGAAUGGAGGGAUUGGGCAGGACUCUUCCAAAUCCAAACAGAGGAAAAGAAAAAAGAGCGCUGCAGCCUGUGGUAUGGAGGCUCAAAGCGAUGCCAUCCAGCCCAGCCACAUCAGAGAGGCCAUUCGGCGCUACGGCCACAAGAUUGGCCCCCUAUCCCCAUUCACAGGAUAUAACGAGCCGUGUAAUAUUGCCUGUGUUGGAAAAUGUUGAGCUGCGUUAUUUCCCAGAGUGCCUACCGCAGAAACGGGAUGACUUUUCUCGCCUGCUGAUAUGGAUGUGGCUUCAGCAACAGAAAAGACAGUGUUAUAUUAAGGUGAUUUUCUCUUCCCCUCCACGGAAGGAACAAAAAAAACACAAGCUCCAAUGUCUCCGCGUGGCAGUGAGUGGGCCGGCUUGUUGUGACUAUCUGCUGGCUGACUCCAUCUCUCCUUCCAGCCCCCUCAAUCGUUAUUCUUGUUUACUAGCUGGAACGUUUAGCUAAUUAAUGGCAGGAUGUUUGGGAUAGCGUGUAGGUGGAUAAGAAUGCAGAUCGCACCAGUUUGAUGUUUGCAGGGGACUUGCUGCUGUCAGCCCCUUUGUAAAACGCCAUGUCAUCUUUACUCAGUUGUUUGGAAGCCUGUAUGUUUUGCUUGCAGCAUUGUUUGGGAGGCAGGAUGGGGCAGAAAAAAGCCGAAGAUAUUCUGGGUUUUCCAUGAUAUUUACAAAAAGACAAAAACCUGCACUGCACUUCACUGCUUGCCACUGCUUUUUCUCCAGUCAUUCCUUCCAGUGCAAUGCAGGAAGGGGCUUUUAGAUAAGAGCAACAGCAGAGAAGAGCUCGGGCAACAUACACUUUAUCAAAGGUUUGUCACAGACCCAGCGCCAAAGCAGCCAGCUCCAAAUUCCCAGUGCUGCCUCAAUCCCUGCUGCAUUCCCAUAGGGGCCCAACCCGCCAGUGAAAAGCUUUGCAGCCAUUUGGCACAAAUCUGCCCCACUCCCUCAGCAUUUCCCAAAGUAUCCAAACAGCCAUGGCCACCUCAGUGCUUCUAGAUGCGGGCUAUGUGUAGCGUGCUGCCUGAGGAGAGGUUUUCACUGUCACCAACAAAGGCAGUGUUGCUGUCGGAUUUGAUCGAAGAAGGAAUACACCCUUCAUUGCCUUUCUGUAUUUCAGCUCACUUUGUUUGUUUUCAGAUUUGCUUUCUAAAUCUCAGUCCCUCACUCUACAAUUCUUCCCGUCCCCCCUUUCCCCCGGCCCCGGCUGGCCUCACCGACAGAUUCAUUUCUUCACAUCAAAUCCAUACAAAUAUAGAGCUAACCACAAGGAGCUGAACCAGAGAGAAGGGCUUAUGCCUCAGCCCAUCCCUGGGAUCUGCUGCCUGUGUCCCUGGGGCAGCCCAGGGGUCUGCGUCAGCCGCCCGGAGCGCAGGCUUCAAAUCUGACUUAAACCUCAAAUUAAGACGGAGCACUCAAGGGAUCAAGGAGAGAUCAGCAAAAUAUUACUUUUAUAUGGUGCAGCCGUCCUCCUCCUUUGUGCUGAGUAUGUGAGGUCUUAACUUUUACUCCCACCGUGUGGUAUUGUGGUCAUUUGUAAGUGGUUUUCUUGCCCGGCUUUCCUGGACCUGCUUGCGAAAGCUUUAGAACUAUCUGUAUUUUAAACAAACAGAGAAAUGCCUCCUCUCUUUGCAACCAAAAUGCUGCCAACGUGAACUUUGUACAUCAAAUCUUACUGCCGUUUGUCAAUUGCUUUUUUUUUCCCCUUGUACCUGCUUACCCUUCUGUAUUCUGGAAUUAAUCUGUGUGCAAAGGAGUACAAGCGUACACCACCACCGGGUAUUAAACGAGGGGGGAAGCUUUCUGAUGUUCCAUCUGUGCUUGUUGAAAUAUAUGAUUAAACUUUUCUUUUUAUCAUCA
Coturnix japonica (Japanese quail) is the source of this 3113-nucleotide messenger RNA. RefSeq names its product SPT3 homolog, SAGA and STAGA complex component (gene SUPT3H). Gene Ontology annotation, biological process: transcription by RNA polymerase II. Gene Ontology annotation, molecular function: protein heterodimerization activity; transcription coactivator activity. NCBI's taxonomy places the organism in Eukaryota, Metazoa, Chordata, Aves, Galliformes, Phasianidae. The record is from RefSeq and is a predicted model, not a curated record.